CGCUGCGAGGCCGGGCGGGGGGCCCCGCCUCCUGCGCGCUCCGGGCCGGCCCAGCGCCCGGCAGACGCACGUCUCGACCCCGUCCGGCUUGCGCGCCUCGCAGCCGCGUGGAGACCCUUCUGCUCCGGGGCACAAUGGCAACUCUUAAGGAGAAACUGAUUGCACGGGUUGCAGAAGAGGAGGCAGCGGUCCCAAACAAUAAGAUCACUGUAGUGGGCGUUGGACAAGUUGGGAUGGCCUGUGCGAUCAGCAUUCUGGGAAAGUCUCUGGCUGAUGAACUUGCACUCGUGGAUGUUUUGGAAGAUAAACUCAAAGGAGAAAUGAUGGAUCUGCAGCACGGGAGUCUAUUUCUCCAGACACCCAAAAUUGUGGCAGAUAAAGACUACUCUGUGACUGCCAAUUCCAAGAUCGUGGUGGUGACUGCUGGAGUCCGCCAGCAAGAGGGGGAGAGCCGCCUAAAUCUGGUGCAGAGGAAUGUCAAUGUCUUCAAAUUCAUUAUUCCUCAGAUAGUCAAGUACAGUCCUGACUGCAUCAUAAUUGUGGUUUCCAACCCAGUGGAUAUUCUUACGUAUGUUACCUGGAAACUAAGUGGGUUACCCAAGCACCGUGUGAUUGGAAGUGGAUGCAAUCUGGAUUCUGCUAGAUUUCGCUAUCUUAUGGCUGAGAAACUUGGCAUCCAUCCCAGCAGCUGCCAUGGAUGGAUUUUGGGAGAACAUGGCGACUCAAGUGUGGCCGUGUGGAGUGGAGUGAAUGUGGCAGGGGUUUCUCUCCAGGAACUGAAUCCAGAAAUGGGAACGGACAAUGAUAGCGAAAAUUGGAAGGAAGUGCAUAAGAUGGUGGUGGAAAGUGCCUAUGAAGUCAUCAAGCUAAAAGGAUACACCAACUGGGCUAUUGGACUAAGUGUCGCUGAUCUCAUUGAAUCAAUGUUGAAAAAUCUGUCCAGAAUUCAUCCAGUGUCAACGAUGGUGAAGGGAAUGUAUGGCAUUGAGAAUGAAGUCUUCCUGAGCCUCCCAUGUAUCCUGAAUGCCCGGGGAUUGACCAGUGUCAUCAACCAGAAGCUGAAGGAUGAUGAGGUCGCUCAGCUGAAGAGAAGUGCAGAUACACUGUGGGACAUCCAGAAGGACCUGAAAGACCUGUGACUUCUGGCUUCUAGGCUGUAGAAACUUA
Molecule: messenger RNA, 1167 nt
Organism: Manis javanica (Malayan pangolin)
Lineage: Eukaryota; Metazoa; Chordata; Mammalia; Pholidota; Manidae
Gene: LDHB
Product: lactate dehydrogenase B
Biological process (GO): pyruvate metabolic process; lactate metabolic process
Cellular component (GO): cytoplasm
Molecular function (GO): L-lactate dehydrogenase (NAD+) activity
Source: RefSeq, a predicted model, not a curated record